UCAUUCCCUUCUGCGUAGCUACGCUAGAGUGUGUUCCGGAGCCUCGGCACACAUUUUAUUAUCAAAAAAAAAACACAAAAAAAAUAUAUAAAAUAAAUAAACACAAGGGAAGAUUAUUUUUUUGUAAGAAAAAGAAAAACUCGGUGAAGCAGGACUAACAAGUAACCCGUCGAAAAUAGGACGAGAUUUUGGAAGAGAAGGUCAUUUUGUUCCAUUUGAUAACAUUGUUGGAAAGGCGUGGGGUGAUUUCAUAUUAAUAGUUAACCGAGACAUUUUAUUAUAAUUUUUUAUUAGCUAGAAGCUAACGUAGCAGGGGAUUUUUUUUUUGUCGAUAUCGCAUCUGUUAUUAUUGUAACGUUAACUAGUCGUAGUUUAAGAAAUAUUGUAGCUACUAGUAACUUUUGUUGUAAUUUAUUUCCUCCAGAAGGUAACGUUAGCUCGCUAGACACCAGGUAGCAGAAUUAGCCAGCCGGCCCGCAUUGCUUUUUUUGAGGCCUAAGUGCGAAGUAGUUAACGUCCAAAACAUUUUUUAAAUUUUAUUUUUUAGCAAGCAACAAAUCUUCGGUGUCAUAAGACACCAUUUCACAGACGUUAACCUGACAACGUAACGUGUUUAUUACCCUCCCGUAUUAUUUAAAAAACCAAAAACUCCGAUCCGGUAGACAUGAAUCCAAGCGCCCCCAGUUACCCGAUGGCCUCCCUCUACGUGGGCGACCUGCACCAGGAUAUCACCGAGGCCAUGCUGUACGAGAAGUUCAGCCCCGCCGGGCCUAUCCUCUCUAUUCGAGUCUGCAGGGACAUGAUCACUCGUCGAUCCCUCGGAUAUGCCUACGUUAACUUUCAACAACCAGCCGAUGCUGAACGUGCCCUGGACACCAUGAACUUCGACGUCAUCAAAGGGAGACCUCUGCGUAUCAUGUGGUCUCAGCGUGACCCUUCCCUGAGGAAGAGUGGGGUGGGCAACAUCUUCAUCAAGAACCUGGACAAGUCCAUUGACAACAAGGCCCUCUAUGACACCUUCUCAGCGUUCGGAAACAUCCUAUCGUGCAAGGUGGUUUGUGAUGAGAAUGGCUCAAAGGGCUAUGGCUUUGUGCAUUUUGAGACCCAGGAGGCGGCUGAAAGAGCCAUUGAGAAAAUGAACGGCAUGCUGCUCAAUGACAGAAAAGUGUUCGUCGGACGCUUCAAAUCCCGCAAAGAGCGCGAGGCUGAGCUUGGAGCCAGAGCCAGAGAGUUCACCAACGUGUACAUCAAGAACUUCGGAGAGGACAUGGACGACGAGAAGCUGAGGGAGCUGUUCGGGAAAUAUGUUCCAGGACCGGCCCUGAGCAUCAGGGUGAUGACGGACGACAGCGGGAAGUCCCGGGGGUUCGGCUUCGUCAGCUUUGAGAGGCACGAGGAUGCUCAGAGGGCUGUAGACGAGAUGAACGGGAAGGAUUUUAACGGCCGCCAGGUCUACGUGGGCCGAGCCCAGAAGAAGGGAGAGCGCCAGACGGAGCUGAAACGCAAGUUUGAGCAGAUGAAACAGGACCGUAUGACCCGCUACCAGGGGGUCAACCUGUACGUCAAGAAUCUGGACGACGGCCUCGACGACGAGCGUCUAAGGAAGGAGUUCUCUCCUUUCGGUACCAUCACCAGCGCCAAGGUGAUGAUGGAAGGUGGUCGCAGCAAGGGCUUCGGCUUCGUGUGCUUCUCUUCCCCGGAGGAGGCCACCAAGGCCGUGACAGAGAUGAACGGGCGCAUCGUGGCCACCAAGCCUCUGUACGUGGCGCUGGCCCAGAGGAAAGAGGAGCGCCAGGCUCACCUCACCAACCAGUACAUGCAGAGGAUGGCCACCGUCCGGCCCGUACCCAACCCAGUCCUCAACCCCUACCAGCCUGCCCCUCCUUCUGGGUACUUCAUGGCUGCCAUCCCCCAGACUCAGAACCGCGCUGCCUACUACUCCACCAAUCAGCUGGCUCAGCUGAGACCAGGCCCACGCUGGGCCACCCAGGGUGUCCGACCACAACACUUCCAGAACAUGCCCAACGCCAUGCGUCCGUCCGCCCCCAGGCCGCAGACCUUCGGUGCCAUGAGGCCCUCGUCCUCCCAGGUGCCACGCAUGAUGGCCGGCCAGAGAAUGGCCACCCAGGCCCUGGGCCAGCGUCCUGCCGGUGCGGCGGCUGCUGCAGCCCCGGUGAGGAUGCCUCAGUACAAGUAUGCAGCAGGCGUGAGGAACCCCCAGCAGCACAUGGCCAGCCAGCCCCAGGUGCCCAUGCAGCAGCCGGCUGUCCACGUCCAGGGACAGGAGCCUCUGACGGCCUCCAUGCUGGCGGCUGCUCCUCCUCAGGAACAGAAGCAGAUGUUGGGCGAGCGUCUGUUCCCUCUCAUCCAAAACAUGCACCCCAGUCUGGCUGGAAAGAUCACCGGCAUGCUGUUGGAGAUAGACAACUCCGAGUUGCUCCACAUGCUGGAGUCUCCCGAGUCUCUCCGCUCCAAGGUGGACGAGGCUGUUGCUGUGCUGCAGGCUCACCAGGCCAAGGAGUCCGCCCAGAAGCCCACCAACCCCGCCGGAGUCCCCAGCUAAGAACCGAGACGGUAAUCCCUUUUAACUUGCUUCACCGAAGAAAAUGGUAGAAAAAAUUUAAACAUGGAAAAAAACCCUGAAAACUCUGAAAACAUUGCAAAAAAUGAAUAAAGUUUUUCUUUACAAAAAAUGAAUACAACAUCUGCCGGGUCUAGAGAAGAUUAAAGCUAGUCCUUGUUAUUAAAAGUUACAAAAGUGGACAAAUGAAAAAAUAGCAAAUAAUUAUUGAAAAAUGUUUGAUAAAUGUGACCAUUAAAAGAAAAACAUUCCAUUGGUUUAUUUCCUCUUUCAGUAUCAAUACUCAGAAUAUCAGCUGUUGUGUUCAGAGAGAGCUGAGUGCUUUCUGUUCAGAGAGAGCUGAGUGCUUUCUGUUCAGAGAGAGCUGAGUGCUUUCUGUUCAGAGAGAGCUGAGUGCUUAGAGAGUGCUUUCUGUUCAGAGAGAGCUGAGUGCUUUCUGUUCAGAGAGAGCUGAGUGCUUUCUGUUCAGAGAGAGCUGAGUGCUUUCUGUUCAGAGAGAGCUGAGUGCUUUCUGUUCAGAGAGAGCUGAGUGCUUUCUGUUCAGAGAGAGCUGAGUGCUUUCUGUUCAGAGAGAGCUGAGUGCUUUCUGUUCAGAGAGAGCUGAGUGCUUUCUGUUCAGAGAGAGCUGAGUGCUUUCUGUUCAGAGAGAGCUGAGUGCUUUCUGUUCAGAGAGAGCUGAGUGCUUUCUGUUCAGAGAGAGCUGAGUGCUUUCUGUUCAGAGAGAGCUGAGUGCUUUCUGUUCAGAGAGAGCUGAGUGCUUUCUGUUCAGAGAGAGCUGAGUGCUUUCUGUUCAGAGAGAGCUGAGUGCUUUCUGUUCAGAGAGAGCUGAGUGCUUUCUGUUCAGAGAGAGCUGAGUGCUUUCUGUUCAGAGAGAGCUGAGUGCUUUCUGUUCAGAGAGAGCUGAGUGCUUUCUGUUCAGAGAGAGCUGAGUGCUUUCUGUUCAGAGAGAGCUGAGUGCUUUCUGUUCAGAGAGAGCUGAGUGCUUUCUGUUCAGAGAGAGCUGAGUGCUUUCUGUUCAGAGAGAGCUGAGUACCCUCUGUUCAGAGAGAGCUGAGUACCCUCUGUUCAGAGAGAGCUGAGUACCCUCUGUUCAGAGAGAGCUGAGUACCCUCUGUUCAGAGAGAGCUGAGUACCCUCUGUUCAGAGAGAGCUGAGUACCCUCUGUUCAGAGAGAGCUGAGUACCCUCUGUUCAGAGAUGAGAGAGCUGAGUACCCUCUGUUCAGAGAUGAGAGAGCUGAGUACCCUCUGUUCAGAGAUGAGAGAGCUGAGUACCCUCUGUUCAGAGAUGAGAGAGCUGAGUACUUUGUCAUUUGGAUUGAACUGCUAAAUAAAGAUAUCAAACACUUAAAA
This is a messenger RNA of Oncorhynchus kisutch (coho salmon), 3932 nucleotides long. Its product is annotated as polyadenylate-binding protein 1A. The transcript is spliced from 12 exons. The coding region runs from base 665 to 2563 and encodes 632 amino acids. Gene Ontology annotation, molecular function: RNA binding. The record is from RefSeq and is a predicted model, not a curated record. NCBI's taxonomy places the organism in Eukaryota, Metazoa, Chordata, Actinopteri, Salmoniformes, Salmonidae.